UGGAGCUGAAUACAAUCUGCGGUCUCCGACCGGUUUCAGGGCAAAGCUGCCAUGCGUUCCGCGGGCCGCGGGCGGCCCCGGCCACGGCUCGGUGAACGUGGCCUCCUAGAGCCACCCUUACUGCCCAAACGCCGCCUGCUACCGCGGGUGCAGCUGUUGCCCCUGCUGCUGGCGCUGGCCGUAGGCUCGGCGUUCUAUUCCCGCUGACCUCAACCCUCUCGGAAUCCCAGCUGCGGAGAGUGGUGGGGCAACUGGACCCGCAGCGUCUCUGGGGCGCUUAUCUACGCCCUCUUCUGGUUGUGCGAAACCCUGGCAGCCCUGGCAAUCUGCAAGUCCGAAAGUUCCUGGAGGCUACGCUGCGAGGCCUCACAGCAGGCUGGCAUGUAGAGCUGGAUCCCUUCACGGCCCUGACACCCCUGGGGCCUCUGGACUUUGGCAACAUCGUCGCCACACUGGACCCAGGGGCUGCCCGUCACCUCACCUUCGCCUGCCAUUAUGACUCGAAGCUCUUCCCACCUGGGUCGGCCCCUUUUGUGGGUGCCACGGAUUCAGCUGUGCCCUGUGCCCUGCUACUGGAGUUGGCCCAGGCCCUCGAUCUGGAGCUGAGCAGGGCCAAGGAGCAGGAAGCCCCAGUGACCCUGCAGCUGCUCUUCUUGGACGGUGAAGAGGCACUGAAGGAGUGGGGACCCAAGGACUCCCUGUACGGCUCCCAGCACCUGGCCCAGCUCAUGGAGUCUAUACCGCACAGCCCGGGCCCCACCAGGAUCCAGGCUAUUGAGCUCUUCGUGCUUCUUGAUCUCCUGGGAGCCCCCAACCCGACCUUCUACAGUCACUUCCCCCACACGGCCCGCUGGUUCCAGAGGCUGAGAAGCAUUGAGAAGCGUCUGCACCGGCUGAACCUGCUGCAGGCGCAUCCCCAGGAAGUGAUGUACUUCCAACCGGGGGAGCCCCCUGGCUCGGUGGAAGAUGACCACAUCCCGUUCCUCCGCAGAGGGGUUCCAGUGCUCCACCUCAUCUCCACGCCCUUCCCUGCUGUCUGGCACACGACUUCCGACACAGAAGCCAACCUCCACCCACCCACAGUCCACAACCUGAGCCGCAUCCUUGCAGUAUUCCUGGCUGAAUACCUGGGACUCUAACUGCUGGGCCAGUGUCCAAGGGGGACCUUACUCAGCGGGAGAAGUGCCAGCUUGGGACCGGACAAGGGCACCAGCUCCAGAGGAGCUCAGGCUGGGUCCACCUCAGAAGGGCUGGCUUGUCCAUUUUACACCUCCAGCCUCUACUUGUGCUUCGCAAGAAGAUGCCACUCUUCAAGGACCUGGAAGAGACCAUUGUGGGGCUGAGACCCAGAGGAAUGAGUCUGGCUCCUGCCCUAAGACAAGCAUUGGUGUGAUGGUUCACGGGGACCAAAUGCUGCUUCUUAGACUGGAAUCUGGACCAGCACCACCACCCACCCAAGUUAAUUCUCUUGGACUUAAGUUUUUUGUACCAGUUUGUUCUCUAGCAUGGCAGCCCUACUGCUGCACCAGUCUAAACCUAACUCCCAUGUGGGGCCCACAGAGAAUGUGUUUAGAGGCAGGGACAGAGGAGAUGGAAGCCAGCACUUUUGAACUCCAGAUUCUGCCAGACCCAAUGAGCAAUAAAACAGUUGUUUCUGCAAAACA
Messenger RNA from Tupaia belangeri chinensis (Chinese tree shrew), 1664 nucleotides. RefSeq names its product glutaminyl-peptide cyclotransferase like (gene QPCTL). Gene Ontology annotation, molecular function: zinc ion binding; glutaminyl-peptide cyclotransferase activity. NCBI's taxonomy places the organism in Eukaryota, Metazoa, Chordata, Mammalia, Scandentia, Tupaiidae. The record is from RefSeq and is a predicted model, not a curated record.